This is a messenger RNA of Monomorium pharaonis (pharaoh ant), 1418 nucleotides long. Its product is annotated as retinol-binding protein pinta. Lineage: Eukaryota; Metazoa; Arthropoda; Insecta; Hymenoptera; Formicidae. Gene Ontology annotation, molecular function: phosphatidylinositol bisphosphate binding. Gene Ontology annotation, cellular component: membrane. The record is from RefSeq and is a predicted model, not a curated record. The transcript has 6 exons. Bases 303 to 1172 code for a protein of 289 amino acids.
CUAGCAACAAAUGUCGCGGAGCCACCGGAAUAUUUGGCAUGUUGGUAGUUAGCAGUUUCAUAUUACAAGUACAUUUUUAUUUUAAUACUUAGUUAAAUUAACGAUGGCAGAGGCCUGUUAUUACUGGAUGUUCAAAAGUACAGUUAUUUCCUGUAAAGAAGAACAAACCAGGCAAAUGAAUUGACAACAGUGCUGCAAUGAGAUAAUAGCCAUAAGCCAGAGCGCGACAUAUACAUAUACGGCAUCAAUUGUUUUCAUAGACGCUAGUCUCUCCGUGAUGAUAAGGAGUCGCAUUCAUAACCAUGAUAGCGAACAAGUGCUAUGAGAACACCGUAUAUGAUAUUUGGCAAGAAAUGACCAGUGAGGAUAAAAGAUAUGCAGCGGAAUAUUUGAAUGAAACUGACGAAAACAAAGAGAACGCCGUGGCGGAGAUUAAACGCUGGAUAGAAGAAAACGACAAUUUGCCGACACAAAUUAAUGAUUUUCUUAUUCUACGUUUUUUGAGAGUUGGCAAAUUUGAUCUCGAGAAAACUAAGAGUAGAAUUGAAAACUAUUAUAAGCAGCGAUCCAAGUUACCGGAAUGGUACAAAAAUAAGAAUCCAUUUCAACCAGAACUACAGGAGCUUCUUGAUUUGGGAAUAAUGUUGCCUUUGCGAAAACCAGACAGUCAAGGAAGACUGGUUCUUAUUUUCCGCGCAACUCUGCAUAACCCAAGCAUACAUAAAAUGCCAUUUAUAGCUAAAAUCAAUAUUUUGGCGAUGGAAGCGGCGAUACAACAUUAUCCCUUAUCAUCUGUGUAUGGUUGCUCAAUGUUAAUAGACACAUCUAAUCCAACUAUCCGUCACAUUAUUCAAUUCAAACCCUAUGAUAUAAUGAAUGCGGUCGAACUGUGGCAGAACUGCUAUCCUGUGAGAUACCAGAGAAUUGUUUUCUUUAACACGCCGGUAAUCUGCAGUGUUCUUAUGAGAAUUUUCAAAUCUUUUAUGUCCAACAAACUAAAGAGUAGAUUUCAUGUCUAUUCGGACGCGGGCAACUGUUUUGAAGAUAUUCCAACUAAUAUCUUGCCUAUUGAAUAUGGUGGUACUGAUGGUACACUUCAGGAAUUAACAGAAUAUUGGAAAAAAUGUAUUGAAGAUAAUUGCAAUCUGUUAACCAAGGAUGAAAGUGACUAGAGAAUCCAGACAACUGAAUCUGCAGAAGCAGAUUUUUACCAGACUUAUCUAUAAAUUUUGAUAGUACAAUUUUUGUAUAUAGCAAUUUUAUUAAUUAUAUAGAAAUAUUAUUUUUUGAUAAAAACGUUUUUUAAAGAUUUUCGUAAAUUGUUGGUACUAUUUAGUUACUGUUAAUAAAUAAAAUUCGAAAUAAAGUUUGUUACUCGCUUCUAAGUUUAUUAAAAAUAAAAUAGUUAAUAUACAAUA